This is a messenger RNA of Ochotona curzoniae (black-lipped pika), 528 nucleotides long. Its product is annotated as keratin-associated protein 6-3-like. Gene Ontology annotation, biological process: keratinization. Lineage: Eukaryota; Metazoa; Chordata; Mammalia; Lagomorpha; Ochotonidae. The record is from RefSeq and is a predicted model, not a curated record. The transcript is spliced from 2 exons. The coding region runs from base 1 to 528 and encodes 175 amino acids.
AUGUGUGGCUACUACGGAAACUACUAUGGCGGCCGUGGCUAUGGAUGCUGUGGCUAUGGAGGCCUGGGCUAUGGCUAUGGAGGCCUGGGCUAUGGCUAUGGAGGCCUGGGCUGUGGCUAUGGCUCCUACUAUGGCUGUGGCAUCCGCAGGCUGGGCUGUGGCUAUGGCUGUGGCUAUGGCUAUGGCUCACGCUCCCUCUGUGGCUGUGGCUAUGGCUUUGGUUCUGGGACAACCUCAACACCCAACACCAUGUGUGGCUACUACGGAAACUACUAUGGCGGCCGUGGCUAUGGAUGCUGUGGCUAUGGAGGCCUGGGCUAUGGCUAUGGAGGCCUGGGCUAUGGCUAUGGAGGCCUGGGCUAUGGCUAUGGAGGCCUGGGCUGUGGCUAUGGCUCCUACUAUGGCUGUGGCAUCCGCAGACUGGGCUGUGGCUAUGGCUGUGGCUAUGGCUAUGGCUCACGCUCCCUCUGUGGCUGUGGCUAUGGCUAUGGUUCUGGGUAUGGAUCUGGCUUUGGCUACUAUUACUGA